Lachancea dasiensis is the source of this 1437-nucleotide messenger RNA. NCBI's taxonomy places the organism in Eukaryota, Fungi, Ascomycota, Saccharomycetes, Saccharomycetales, Saccharomycetaceae. The record is from the annotation of a GenBank genome assembly.
AUGACCAUACCGAAAGCUUGGGGCAACAUGAGAAUUGUUGACAAAAUUUGGAAGUGUGCUUAUCGCCCCUGGGACCCUGAGAAUCACAAAUAUCUUCCGUUGCAAAACUUUGUGGUGAUAGCUUUAGCAUGCGCUUUCGAUACUAUGUGCAUGGCGGCAAUGGUGACUUUGAAUGAAGAUUUGCAGGACAAAUUUGGCGUUUCUUAUACAACUGCUUCGUGGGGGCUGACUGCGUAUGCAAUUACAUUUGCGGGGUUCAUCGCAUUCUUGGGUAGAGUAGGCGACGUGAUUGGAAAUACUUGGCUAUUCACAUGCUCUACGCUAUUGUUCUCGAUAUUCUCGCUGCUUUGCACUGUCAUGCCGUCUUUCCCUGCUUUCGCUGUUUUUCGAGCAUUGCAGGGCGUGGCUGGCGCAGGAAUAGUGCCUUCGAGUUUUGCGCUUAUCCCAAUGAUAUUUGAGGACAGUGCAGGUACCUAUUUGUCGAUACUUUCGAUGAUUUUUGCGGGUUGUUUCGGUCUGGGCUUCGUGUUAGGAGGUGCAUUCGCCAUGACAGACGGGGGGUUUCGAGGGUUAUUUUACUUUGUAUUUGGCUCAAUGAUGGUCGUUUCCGUAUUCUCGUUUGCGAAAGUGCUUUCGAUUGGUUACGAAAUGGAUCACAGAACAACGUUGAAGGAGAGGUGGAACAAAGUGUGCGAGCUGGACAUGGUGGCGACCACGGUGUUUAUUCUGAGUAGUAUAAUGAUUGUGAUUGGACUCACUGAAGGUGGCAAAUCUUGGGAGGAGGCAAAGGCCUACGCGGUUUUUAUUGUAGGUUCGUUGCUGUUCGCAGGUUUUCUAUUCUGGAAUAUAAAGUACGAAUUGUUGACCAGUCAACUGAGUCGCCUUAAAAUGAAGCGUCUUGGUCAACAACUACAAAAAAGGUCGGUGCUCAUCCCGAGUUCUGUCAUGGGCUUGAGGAAUUUCUCGCCAGCGAUGCUUACAGUUUUUUUGAACUAUUGCUGCUUCCUUUCAAGCUUUUAUAUUAUUAAUCAGUACAGCAUGUACGCAGAAAAAGAUUCGCCUAUCAUCGCCUCUGUGAAACUCUGUCCUAUAGUGAUUGGUCUAGCACUCGGGAACUCUGUGGUAAUAUUUCGCCCUCAAACUUUUAGUGCGAAAAUUGGGCUAAUUAUGGGUUUCUUAAUCAUGCUUUGCUCAACAAUCAUCCUAAUACAACUCCACUUGGUUCACACUCUGGUUUUUUGGAAAAGACUUCUCCCGUCCGGGUUCCUGUGCGGACUCCGCUCGGGUUUAUACUUUCCUUACAUGCUGUCGAUGACAGUUGGUGCUGCACCACACAACCUGAAGGGGCUGGCUUCGGGGAUCAUGCAAACAUUCGGGCAAUUCGGCAAGGAAGUAGCGUUUUCCGUCUUAGCCUCAAUAAUUGGGAACCUUGGAUAA